UUCAGAUAACAGUUGGAAAAAAUGGCUGAUGGAAGUGGCAUCGAUCAAGUCAAGAAAAAGAUAGUAACAUUAACAAACGACUUGGAAAAGUUUAGGGAAAAAGCCACAAAAUGCGAAAAGGAGGCCAAAGAUCUCAGAGAUAGAGCUGAAAAGGCUGAAAAAGAAAGUGAGAGCUACAAGAAUCAGCUGCAGACGCUGGAAAAAGAGCUUUCACAGACUAACGGGGACAAAGAUCAGCUAACAGCUAAACUGCAAAUACUAGAAAGAGAGUCUGACAAUGUUACACACGAGUUGAAUACUCUCCGCAAUAAACUCCGAGAUGCAGAAGACGCAGAAGAGAAAGCGUUGGCAGCAGUGAAGAAGCUAGAAGAUAUGAACGAAGACACAGACCGGAAAGCAGAGGCGGCGUCCAAAAAGGCAGAGAAGUUAGAAAAGGACAUCAAAGUGGCUGAAGAUAAUUCAAAGAAACACGAGACUGCUGUGGUGCAGCUAGAUGAUGAGAUUAUGCGUCUGAGUGUGGAGAUGAAGCAGUUCAGACGGAGACUGGAGAAGCAGGAGGAGGAGAUUGGGAAGAAGGAGAAGCGCAUUGGUGCUCUGGAGCGACAGCUGGAGGAGGAGCGCCGACGCGCCUCAGACUCCACCACCGAAAAACUCAAACUCCAGUCAGAGCUGGAGGCUCUGCGUGACAUGUUCGAGAAAGAACGAAAAGCUCUGAAGCAGACUCAAGACGACUACAAUCGGAUGGUUGGAGAAGUCGCAUAAAUACAAAAGAGAGGGUUUAUCUGAUGCGCAGUCAUCAUUGCACAUGUGAACAUAUGAAGUCGCAACUGUGUAUUAGAUGGUCUUAAAAUGUCGAAUGACUGUUUCAAACUGAUAAAUUUCAGUGCAUUUAUGGUUGAAGCUAGAAUUUACAUCAGCUUAAAUGUUCUGAAUAAUUUUUCACAUAUAAAUAAUUCAUCAAUUCUAUUCGGUUAAAGUGUGUUCAUUUAAAGAGUGGGAUUCAAUGUAGAACCUUACGUUCAUAAAACGUUAUCAUAACUGUAUUUCACUGAAAAAUUAUGCAUUGAAUCCUACGAGUAAACUGAAAAUGAGUCUAAACAUUUAUCAUUCGUUGUUGCUUCGAUCGUUCUAAGUUGUAGUAAGUACAAUCAGCAUGGAAUGUUAAAGAAUGGGAAGAUUUUUAUAAUAAUUUUAAAACCGUUUCUAGACUUGGCUUGAAGGUAUUGCUCGUUAUUUAUUCAAAUUUUGUAAUUUUACACGAAUUAUUGAAAGCUUUCAAAUUCGA
Molecule: messenger RNA, 1285 nt
Organism: Symsagittifera roscoffensis
Lineage: Eukaryota; Metazoa; Xenacoelomorpha; Acoela; Convolutidae
Product: tropomyosin-2-like
Exons: 7
Coding region: 22-762 (246 amino acids)
Biological process (GO): actin filament organization
Cellular component (GO): actin filament
Molecular function (GO): actin filament binding
Source: RefSeq, a predicted model, not a curated record